AAAAUCACAGCAAAAUAAUAAUUAAAAAAAAAACCAAAAAAUGUUCCAUUUGUUCUCUCUCUGUAUGAAGUAAUCUUUCUCAGUUUCUCAGAUCUUUAAAUUAUUUAUUUUUAAUUUCCUUUUUUCAAAAAGCCGUGUAGAUUCUCUCUUUUACCAUUUCAUUUUUCACUUUAAUGAAAAAGAAAAAAGAAAUCAUUUUUAUAAUUCCAAGAAGAUCUUGCUAGAAAGAAAUUCGCCUCGGAUUUUCCCGGAAAGUUACCAAAUUUCCUCGAAAGUUUUGGUUUUUCCUGCAGCCCGGAUUGAGAUUUCACUUGGGUCUAAGAGCUUCUAGGGUUUGCUCCUUCUUUGAAUCUUCAUUGCUCUGUUGUAUUGUAGUUAGUUUUGUUCUGUGAUUUGAUAGAUCUUUUUCGUUUGAAGUUUACUUGUUUAGGGUUUGGGUUUCUGUGAUCUGUUUAUACAUUGUAGUUGAAUUGAAAUUUGUAUUGUCAGUUUUUCUGGGUUUUCAUUGAAUACUUCAUUUAAUUUGGUUGUUCGUUGUCGUGUUGAAUUGGGUUGAAUUAUAUAUCGGUUUGUACGUGUUGUUCUGUGUCAAUAUUGUGGCUUGAUUAGAUUUGUUGAGAAAGAUAACGAUUACUGAUUAGGAUUUUGUUCAUAUAAUUGACAUUGUUAUUAGGAGGGUUUGUGGAAUUUUUUUUCCUUGGGUGUCUAGAUGGAUAAGGACAAAUCUCCAGGUCAUGUUGGUGGUUUGCCGCCUCCAUCAGGUCGUUUCUCAGGCAUUUCUUCAACUGGGAACCCAAAUUUUAAUGUGAAACCUGAGCCAACUACGCCUUCACCGUUCCCACCACUAGCUCUAGGUGGUUCUAGCUCUGAUGGGGGACAUUUUGGUCAUCAGUCUGAUUCUAACCAUUUUAGCCAUGAUAUUAGCCGAAUGCCUGAUAAUCCACCAAAGAAUGUGGGCCACCGUCGGGCUCAUUCUGAAAUCCUCACUCUGCCUGAUGAUAUCAACUUUGACAGUGAUCUUGGUGUGGUUGGCGGUGCGGAUGGGCCAUCUUUUUCGGAUGAGACUGAUGACUUGUUGUCGAUGUAUUUCAAUAUGGAUAAGUUCAAUUCUUCAACAGCAACAUCUGGUUUUGAAAUGGGUGAGCCAUUGGCAGCUCCAUUUCCAGCUCCAGCACCGGCACAGGCACAGGCUACGGCUGCUGCUGGUGGAAUUUCCUCUGUGGAGAGUGCAGGCGUUGGGUCGACUGAGAGGCCCAGGAUUAGGCAUCAGCAUAGCCAAUCAAUGGAUGGUUCGACAAGUAUUAAGCCAGAGAUGCUCAUCGGGGGUUCAGAAGAGGCGCAUGGUGCUGAUACAAAGAAAGCUAUGUCUGCUGGCAAGCUUGCUGAGCUUGCUCUUCUUGAUCCAAAGCGUGCAAAAAGGAUCUGGGCAAACAGGCAGUCUGCUGCUAGGUCAAAGGAAAGGAAGAUGAGAUACAUAGCUGAGCUUGAACGGAAAGUACAGACACUGCAAACUGAAGCAACCUCAUUGUCUGCUCAAUUGACUUUAUUGCAGAGAGAUACCAAUGGUCUGACUGCAGAAAACAGUGAAUUGAAACUGCGAUUGCAAACAAUGGAGCAACAAGUUCACCUGCAAGAUGCAUUAAAUGAUGCGCUGAAGGAGGAAAUCCAGCAUCUGAAAGUAUUGACUGGCCAAAAUAUGCCAAAUGGUGGAUCCAUGAUGAACUUUGCGUCUUUUGGAGCUGGCCAGCAAUUUUACCCAAAAAAUCAAGCUAUGCACACUCUUCUAACCGCUCAGCAGUUCCAGCAGCUUCAGAUUCACUCUCAGAAGCAGCAGCAGCAGCAACAUCAGUUCCAACAACACCAACUGCAUCAACUUCAACAGCAACAGUUGCAGCAGCAGUUGCAGGAACAGCAACAACAAUCUGGGGACUUGAAAAUGAGAGGGCCAGUUCCUUCUCCAAACCACAAAGAUAACGCCUCAGAUGUCAACCACUCUGCUGCUAAGGAUUGAGUGAAUUGGGCAGUUUUCAGGAUCCUAUUUAAAUUUGUUGUCACAUAGGAUAUUCUUACAAUUUCUUUUAGUUUGCCUAGAUACAACUUUAUUACAUUUAAUUUUAGGCAGUGACUGGUUUUUAGUUGGAAACUAAAUAAUAAGAGUUACAUAUCAUAUUAUCUGGUAUAGUCUAUUUAGUGACUUUGUUACAAUCGUGUGUCACUGAUUUAUCUAUUAAAUCGCAAUUUUGUGA
This is a messenger RNA of Mangifera indica (mango), 2246 nucleotides long. Its product is annotated as probable transcription factor PosF21. NCBI's taxonomy places the organism in Eukaryota, Viridiplantae, Streptophyta, Magnoliopsida, Sapindales, Anacardiaceae. Gene Ontology annotation, cellular component: nucleus. The transcript has 4 exons. Gene Ontology annotation, molecular function: DNA-binding transcription factor activity. The coding region runs from base 710 to 2011 and encodes 433 amino acids. Gene Ontology annotation, biological process: regulation of DNA-templated transcription. The record is from RefSeq and is a predicted model, not a curated record.